Peromyscus californicus insignis is the source of this 3673-nucleotide messenger RNA. RefSeq names its product thymocyte selection associated (gene Themis). The transcript is spliced from 6 exons. The coding region runs from base 1 to 1896 and encodes 631 amino acids. NCBI's taxonomy places the organism in Eukaryota, Metazoa, Chordata, Mammalia, Rodentia, Cricetidae. Gene Ontology annotation, biological process: T cell receptor signaling pathway. The record is from RefSeq and is a predicted model, not a curated record.
AUGGCUUUAUCGCUGGAAGAAUUUGUCCACUCCCUGGACCUGAGGACCCUCCCCAGGGUCCUAGAAAUCCAGUCAGGCAUCUACUUUGAAGGGUCUAUUUAUGAAAUGUUUGGCAACGAAUGCUGUUUGUCAACAGGAGAAGUGAUUAAAAUCACAGGUCUCAAAAUUAAGAAGAUCAUGGCUGAAAUUUGUGAAGAUAAUACUAGAGAUUCGGCAUCCCAGAAGCCCUUUGAAUUGCCCAUGAAUUUUCCAGGUCUAUUUAAGGUCAUGGCUGAUAAAACUCCAUACCUUACAAUGGAAGAAAUCACAAGAACCAUUCAAAUCGGACCCAGCAGACUGGGACAUCCUUGUUUUUAUCACCUGAAGGAUAUACAACUAGAGAAUCUCACCAUAAAGCAGGGUGAGCCAAUAAGGCUCAACUCAGUGGAAGAGAUUGAUGGAGAAAUACUGGUGAAUUGUGGUGUGGUAAGGAGUCAUCAGAGUCACUCAUUUACUUUGCCAUUGUCACAAGAAGGAGAAUUCUAUGAGUGUGAGGAUGAACAUAUUUAUACCCUAAAAGAAAUUGUUGAAUGGAAGAUUCCCAAGAACAGAACACGGACUGUGAAACUUACAAAUUUCUCAAAUAAGUGGGACUCACCCAAUCCAUUCCCUGAAGACUUUUAUGGGACUUUGAUUCUCAAGCCUGUUUAUGAAAUCCAAGGUGUGCUGAAAUUUCAAAAGGACAUAGUGCGGCUUCUCCCCAGUUUAGAUGUUGAAGUCAAAGAUAUUACUGACUCUUAUGAUGCUAACUGGUUUCUUCAGUUGCUGUCUAUAGAAGAUCUUUUUGAAAUGACCAGCAAAGAGUUUCCUGUAGUAGCUGAAGUCAUCGAAGUGUCUCAAGGGAACCAACUGCCCCCAAGUAUCUUACAGCCUGGAAAAACCAUUGUGAUCCACAAAAAGUACCAGGCUUCGAGGAUCCUAGCUUCAGAAAUUCGAAGCAAUUUCCCUAAAAGACACUUCUUGAUCCCCAGUAGCUACAAAGGCAAGUUCAAAAGGAGACCCCGGGAGUUCCCAACGGCCUAUGACCUGCAGAUAUCUAAGACUGAGAAGGAAACUCUCCACGUGGUGGCCACCAAAGCCUUCCACACACUUCACAAAGAGCUGUCCUCUGUGUCUGUUGGGGACCAGUUCCUAGUGCAUCAUUCAGAGACCACAGAAGUCGUCUUUGAGGGAACAACAACAGUGAAUGUUCUGGCCUGUGAAAAAAUCCUCAAUAAGUCCUAUGAGGCAGCACGGCUUCCUCUGUACAUGGAAGGAGGUUUUGUAGAGGUGAUUCAUGAUAAGAAACAGUACCAACUUUCAGAGCUCUGUACACAGUUCCGCUGGCCCUUCAAUGUGAAGGUGUCUGUGAGAGAUCUCUUCAUUAAAGAUGACAUUUUGGCAGCUACUCCAGGACUGCAGUUGGAGGAGGAUAUCACAGACUCUUACCUACUUGUCAGUGACUUUGCCAACCCCAGGGAAUGUUGGGAAAUUCCUAUGGCCCGAUUGAAUAUGACGGUUCAGUUAGUUAGUAGUAGUAAUUUGUCUAUGGAUACAGGACCAACUGAAGUUAGGACUCUGGUAGAAGAGAUCACUGAAGAACAAUAUUACAUGAUGAGGAGGUAUGAAAGUUCUCUCUCACAUCCCCCACCUCGCCCUCCCAAGCAUCCCUCAGCAGAGGAAAUGAAGUUAACCCUGCUCAGUUUCGCAGAAGAAAGAACAGGAGAUCUACCCAAGUCUCCCAAGAGUCACCAUGCGGACAGAGCCAAGAAACUUCACCCAGAUCAAGGUGGCCCACAUUCAAGAAUGCCGGUUGGUUUUCGGAAAGAUUUGGCUGAUGUGGAGAGACCAAAGAGCAAGCAUGAGCCACUGCAGUAGCAGGCACCGAUGUGACUUCAGAACUCUUCAAAACUGAAAAACAUCAAAAGUAACAAGACAUGAUGGAAGCCACUGGGAGAGUGAACAUAAAUGUUGCAAUGGAAAAGGAAACGUAGCCUUCUAGCUGAAAAACAACAAUUCCCCAACGGACUCUAGAAGCAUCUGGACUGGCCACUGCAAAGACAAAAACAACCUUAGAAGUUUUAACACAUAAAGCUCAAAGGGAGACCCAUGAUAUGGAAUUGAAAUUUUCUGUUUCCUAAAACCCACACGUGCUGUCUCCUUUUUGUUUAAGACAUAUUUAUUUAAUGUGAAUAUUUUUAUGUCUCUUACUUUUGCUAUCAGUAAUUAACAAUUGGAAAUAAUUUUACACUUCAAUUAUUAAGCAAAAUCCUAUUUUACAAGUCUAAACUCUCACUGAAUUUUCACCUUUUUUUCUAGCGAUUUUCUUCCCAUUUUUCUAGUGUUAUCAUCAUUUCUACUAAGACUCAAGGAAAAUUAAUUACAUCUGAGAAUGACUUAGAGUGCCCAAGUUUCUUCUCGGGUUCCCUGGGAACUGCGAAAUGAGUUUGACCUCACAUUUUCAAUUUGUUUUAUAAAUACACUGUAAAUAAAUGUCAGAUCUCAGCAGCCAAAGCCAUCAUGAAUCACAGAACCUUUUCUGACCUCCUCCUUCUACUUCUAAAAGGAAGAGUCCCUGACUGAAGUAUCACCCAGGUUCUAGUAAUCUACCUUGUAUUUUAUGAACUAUAUUCUUGACAAUGCUUUAAAUGGAUGCUUAUUAAGAUUGUAGCAAACCAUUUAGUUAACCAUAAUAUUUGAUGGGAAGAAAAAGGCAAUAUAAUUGUAAUGAGCCAUAUAAAUAUAGUUGACAGAAGCCAAAAUGAUUCUUAAUGAAUAAAUAAUAGAAUAGUACUUAUAGUUAUAUGUCUGUAAGAAUUAAGGGCAAACACAUUUUUAUAAGUUUUCUUAUUAUGUAUUAAACAUACAGGAAUAAUAUUACUUUGUCUCUAACAACACAAAGAGAUUGAGAAUUUUUCUAGUUAGGUUACAGAGAGAAUAGUGAGAAGUCUUAGGUUUUGUUCAUAGGUCAGACUUUUUGCAGAACUUGAUUCUGGUCUCAUAAUUAAUUUAUAAGUUGGGAGAACUUAACUUGAUGAUUUAGUACUUAAGAGUCUCUAAAAAUAAUAAAUCAUGAGGUAAUUUUCAUUAUAUAAAUAAUCGAAGCUAGAGAUCUUUCAUACAAUGUUUAUAUUUUGAUUUCUUAUCUCCUCUUUUUUCUCUUUAAGUAAUAACAAAUGCUGGUUUCAGUGCUUUGAAGAUUGCUUAAUGAUUUAAUAAUAAUAAUAAUGUUAUAAUAUCGUGUGUUGUCUGCAAUUUCUAAAAUUUUAGGAGAUUGUUUAACUUUUACCUGUUUUUUCCAGUUUAUACCUGUUUGAGCAGGAAAAUUAUAAAGUUUAUGUCUCUUCAUUUUAGUAUUUGAAAAUCAUAGAGAAUCACACAGUCUGGGAAAGCUAUACUAUGGGUGAUCUGGGACCAAUAAAAUUUGUCAUUUUUCAGGUAACAUUGAGCACUGAAUAUUUUGUUUGAUAUAUGAGCACAAUUGAACUUGUACUUUUUGUAAGUCCAUGUGUUUGACUAAAAUAAGAAAAUGAACUCUCUUCCUUUGGUUGUGAAUCAUCGAGGGCUUUCCACUGGAAAUCAUGUCUAACAUUUCUAACUUAAUGUAAGUCCCUCUGCAAACUCUGCUUCUAGUUGUUCUGAUAUCAAAAAUGUA